AUGUUUAUCUUUCUUCAAAGUAAAGUAGUUGAUCAAGAAGAACAAAUUCAAACAUUAGUCAAAAAACGUCGUGAUGAUCUUGAAAAACUGAAAGAAUUUGAACGUACUAAAAUUCAACUUGAUCAAUUACAAUCAUAUAAACGUGAAGCUCAAGAACGUAUUAAAGAAUUAAAUGAUAAAUUACAACAACAAGAAAAUGAAUGUAAAGAUACACGAGAUAAAUUUGCUGCUUAUCGUGAUGAAAUGACAGAUACGGAAAUACGUAUUGAAUCACUUGCACUUGAUCUUGAAAUGGCUGAAGAAAAACUUGAAAUUGUCACAUCAGAAAAUACAACACUAAAAGAAAAAUUAGAAGAAGUUCAAUUAGAAUUAGAUGUUAUUAAAGGUGAAAUACAAUUGAAUGGUAAUAAUCAUGUAGCGAAUGGUAUACAAAAGAGAAUUGAUGAUGAACGUACAAUUAAAAUGGAACAAGCAUUAAUUCAAUUACGAGAUUUAUCAGUAUCAAGACAAAAGGAUAAUGAAAUAUUAAAAAAACAAUGUGAAACAUUAGAACAUACUGUUAAAGUUUUGACAAAAGAAAAUGACAAUGCAAAAACAGAUAUUACAACAAUGCAAACAACAAUUGCGGAUUUAAAAGAACAAGUAGAUACAUGUUUAGGUGCUCAACAAAUGGUUGAUAUUUUAACAACGAAAAAUCUAUCACUUGAAGAUCAAGUUCGAGAAUUACAAGAAACAGUUGAUAAUCUUGAAUCACUUUGUGAAAUGGAUAAAGAAAUGGAAGAAAAUGCUAAAGAAGUUGAACAUGAUCUUCGUGAAACUAUUGAUUUAGUACAAAAUCAACUUCGUGAGAAAGAACGUCAAAUUGAACAACUUCAUUAUACUAUUGGUGAUCAUGAAAGAACCAUACUAAAAUUUCGUGAGACUCUUAAAAAUAUGCAAUCUGAAAAAGAAGAUAUUAAAAAACAAAUCGAAAAAUAUGACGCACAACUUAAAUUAGCUAGCUCAGCUCAAUCAAGUGAUUUUAAAACAAAAAUUGUUGAAAUAAAAACUUAUGGAGAAAUCAUUGAGGGUGAAGUAAAAAAAAUUGAUGUGCACAAUUUAUCACGACAUGUUCAAUAUUUAACAUUAUUUCUUCCGGAACAAUUUACAAGACGUGGAGCAGAUCAUGAUUGUGUACUUGUUUAUUUACUUAUACAACGAUUAAUUUCGAAAAGUGAUUUAUUAAUAAAUGAAAUUCAAAAAAAAAACGGAACGAAUUGA
Adineta steineri is the source of this 1260-nucleotide messenger RNA. NCBI's taxonomy places the organism in Eukaryota, Metazoa, Rotifera, Eurotatoria, Adinetida, Adinetidae. The record is from the annotation of a GenBank genome assembly.